Hyla sarda is the source of this 1867-nucleotide messenger RNA. RefSeq names its product cholinergic receptor nicotinic beta 1 subunit (gene CHRNB1). Bases 88 to 1566 code for a protein of 492 amino acids. Gene Ontology annotation, molecular function: transmembrane signaling receptor activity; acetylcholine-gated monoatomic cation-selective channel activity. NCBI's taxonomy places the organism in Eukaryota, Metazoa, Chordata, Amphibia, Anura, Hylidae. Gene Ontology annotation, biological process: signal transduction; monoatomic ion transmembrane transport; nervous system process. Gene Ontology annotation, cellular component: synapse; neuron projection; postsynaptic membrane. The transcript has 11 exons. The record is from RefSeq and is a predicted model, not a curated record.
CAGAGACGCGUCCGGCAGCUGCAGCCAGAGAGAGAGAGAGAGAGAGAGAGAGAGAUCGCCGUGAGACCGCCCAGAGAGACCACAGUCAUGGAGGAGACCUGGGGAGCGCUCACCCUUACACUGCUGUCUGCCAUACUACAAGGGGUCGGCGCUGUUAACCCUGAGGGAACCCUGAGGGACAAGUUAUUUGAAAACUACAACAUCCAUGUCCGGCCCACGAGGAGCCCCCAGGAGAAGGUGUCCGUCCAAGUGGGGAUGGUUCUGUCCCAAAUCAUCAGCGUGAAUGAGAAGGAUGAAGAGCUGACCACUAAGGGCUUCAUGAACCUGGCUUGGAAUGAUCUCCGACUGACCUGGGACCCCAAACAAUACAACGGCAUCGAGACCCUGAGGUUCCCCUCCGAGGAUGUGUGGAAGCCGGAUAUUGUCCUAAUAAACAACAAUGACGGAGUAUUUGAGGUUGCGUUACAGGUGGAAGUCCUAGUGAACUGGCAAGGCAAUGUGACGUGGCACCCGCCGGCCCUAUACCACAGCAGCUGCAGCAUCGUGGUCGAGUACUUUCCUUUCGACUGGCAGAACUGCAGCAUGGUGUUCCGCUCUCAGACCUACGACGCCGAGGAGAUCACGCUGGAGCAUCCCCGAGACCCCAAAGGAAAGGAAAUAACUCAAGUGGUCAUCUACCCAAACACCUUCACAGAGAACGGCCAGUGGGAGAUCCGACACCGCUCUUCUCGGAAGAACACUCUACCCACAGACCCGACCUACGAGGACAUCACCUUUUAUUUGGUGAUCCGCCGGAAACCCUUGUUCUAUAUCGUCAACAUCAUCGUCCCAUGUAUCCUCAUUACCAUCCUGGCCAUCUUUGUUUUCUAUCUGCCACCGGAUGCAGGUGAGAAGAUGACCCUCUCCAUCUUUGCCCUCCUUACCCUCACUGUCUUCUUGCUGCUUCUGGCUGAUAAAGUCCCGGAGACGUCUUUGGCCGUUCCCAUCAUUGUCAACUAUCUGAUGUUCACCAUGAUCCUGGUCACCUUCUCUGUCAUCCUGAGUGUUGUGGUCCUGAACCUGCACCACCGCUCUCCGAACACCCACCAUAUGCCCCAGUGGGUGCGGCAGAUCUUUAUUCUUCUUCUGCCCCGUUAUCUUGGGAUCAGUCGCCCUAAACCUGAACCCCCUCUAGUCAGCCCUUCACCAUUAUUACGUACAGUCGCUGCUCCACGACAUGCGGACGAGUACUUUAUACGCCGGCCUGAAAAUGACUUUAUCUUCCCCAAACAAGAGCGGUACCAGGCGGACCUGUUCUCCAGAGACAUGAAAUGGUUCCUGGAUGGUCCCAGUCUGGGACUCACUCUCCCCCCUGAUCUACAGUCUGCGAUCAGCGCCAUCCGGUACCUCGCCCAGCAGCUGCAGGAACAGGAAGACUAUGAUGCUCUGAAGGAGGACUGGCAGUACGUGGCCAUGGUGGUCGACCGCCUCUUUCUCUGGACUUUCAUCGUUUUCACCUCUCUGGGGACCCUGACCAUCUUCCUGGAUGCCAGCUUCAACCGGCCACCAGACACCCCGUUUCCCUGAUUCUGUAAUACCCUGUGACCCCUCAAUAAAGGGGGGCAGAUAUCACUCCCAUGUUGCUCUCAUAUUGUUCAUUACUCAUAUGUUGGACAUUCGCCCACAGGAUCCUCCACAUAAAUGAUGACCCGAUCCUGGUCUGGCGGCUUUCGUUGAGUUAAUAAAUAAUUUUUAUGCUUUAUACAUUCUUGUCCAGUUAUAUUACUAUUGACUAUACCACCAAAUAAAUUCAGAAAAGACAACACCUGUGAAUGGACGCAGAGCACAGACAUCCUCAUAGUCCUGCUUUGGCUCUAUAUCGGUCUAC